CUCCAUUCCGGUUGUCAUCAAAGCUACUAUCCGUUGCUGUUAUUCAAAGCCAAAAGCAAACUAGUUAAAGCUACGUCAUUACUUCUGUGUGUUGGAAACAAGUGUCGGACCCAACAAGGAUAUGUUCUGAAUCACUUGUUUAGUUGAAAUAGUUUAACUGGGCCCGGUGUCUUGCAUUGCGUUGACUACGACACUACGAAUAGGUUAUCCAUUAUGCAUUGAGGUUUGGCGGCCUCCUUUUCUUUUUAUUGACGGGUAGUGACAGUUGAAGAUGCCUCCGUCUUCUGGGGAAUUAUGGGGCCAUCAUGUUAUGCCCUCAUCUGUUAUUGUGGAUUGCUUGAUGCCAAAUGGGAUAUUAAUUCAAUUGGCAUGUGUAAGAGAUGCACCGCUAAAUGUCAUCAAAGGUGACUUGUGGAGGGAAGCUAAGAAACACCCACUUUUCUUUCUCCUUGGAGAUCCAUCUGCAUAUAUUUUUGUCUCAAUUUCACAUGAUGCCGAACAUGAGGAAUUCUAUGAUGAGUCCAGACGGCUUUGUGACUUGCGGUUGUUUCUUCCCAUACUAAAAGUGAUUGAACCCCAAGGAAAUAAAAUGGAGAAAAUUCUCAACUCUGAGAUCGGUCUAGCUGUAGGAGUUGCUGUUCAUGAAUAUGAUGAAAUGAAGGAACCUGAAGUGCAAGAUUUUAGACGAAACAUUAUGCAAGUAUGCAAAGAGUGUGUGGAACUACGCGAUCUCGGUGGACAGGAAACCCAGGCGCUUUUUGCCUACCCAGCAGAAGUUGAAUCUAAAAGUGGUCUCCCCAAAUCAAUUGAAAGCAAGCUAGAUAGAGGAGAAAUUAUGUUAUGCAUAUGGCAGUUAGCAAAGGAGGGAGCGGACCAACAAAAGCUUACCGUUAGAGUGUCAAAAGAUGCAUUUACGGAAACGGUUGUUGCCGAAGCUAUCGGCAAGAAAAGUAAAAGCUUGCGAAUGUCACGUGAGCAGCAGAUGCAACUUAUUGAUGAACACCAGAAGAAUUAUGUGCUCAAAGUUUGUGGUACCCAAGAAUUUUUACUAAAGCGGCAUCCAAUUUAUCAGUACAAGUACAUUCGCCAAUGCCUAGCGAAAGGCGAGAUCCCUCAGCUUUGCCUCUAUUCUCGUCGUGACGUAUAUGCGAGCCUUCCCGAAAACACAUUGCAUAUACCCUCAUAUAUGCGAAGAACUUUACCUACACCUCCUACGGGGAGUUCCAUCUCCUUAUGGCAACUAAACAGUUCGUUCCGUGUGCACAUACUCUGGGCUACUUAUGUGAAUGUUAGAGAUGUCGACCAGAUUUAUGUUCGUGCCGGACUCUACCAUGGUCAAGAGCCGUUAUGUUCAACGCAAGAGAGCCAGCAGGUGCCCUUUAAUUUCCCCAAAUGGCAUCAGUGGCUAACUUUUGACUUGAAUUUAACUGAUCUGCCUCGUGGCGCAAGACUUUGCCUUUCCAUCUGUUCUGUAACUAAACGGAAGAAAAGAGAGGAACACUGCAUGCUUGCGUGGGGUAACAUAAAUAUGUUCGACUAUCGGAAUUCCCUACUUACCGGCAAAGUCUCCCUUACUCUCUGGCCUGUACCCAAAGGAAUGGACGCGCUACUCAAUCACUUAGGAACAACCGGAUCAAACCCGAACAAGGACGCACCGUGUUUAGAAGUAGAGUUCGAUCGUUUCGCCCCGACAGUAUCCUUUCCAGAGGGACCUUCAGUUGAGGAUUACGGUCGGAAUGUUGCCACUGUACCUCUUAUUGGAUCGGGACUUCCAACUGAUUCGACGAAAUUGUCUUCUAACGUCGAGAGCCUGUUAGAAAUUCAAGCAAAAGACCCGCUUAGCGAACUGUCUGAGCAAGAGAAGGAUAUGCUAUGGGAUAUGAGACAUGUGUGCUGCAAAAAGGUUCCAGAUGCAUUGCCAAAGUUGCUGGAGGCUGUUAAAUGGAAUAGCCGCGACAAUGUCGCUCAAAUGUUCCUGCUUUUAAAUGUGUGGCCUCCAGUAGCCCCCGAAACAGCUCUCGAGCUACUCGAUUGCAAAUAUGCAGAUCCAUUUGUUCGCAAACUCGCUGUUAGAUGGUUGGAUAAAUCAUUAACUGAUGAUACUCUCAGUCAGUUUCUUUUGCAGUUGGUUCAAACCUUAAAAUAUGAACCUUAUUUGGACAAUGAACUGGCUCGAUUUUUGCUAAAACGAUCUUUACUCAAUAAAAAAAUUGGGCACUUUUUCUUCUGGCAUCUAAAGGCUGAAAUGAAUAAUCCCUCGAUCUCUCUCCGCUUUGGGAUUCUUCUUGAAGCUUACUGCCGAGGUAUAGGAGGUCAUUUAAAAGGUCUUAUCCGACAAGUGGAAGCACUGGAAAAGUUAACCAAACUAACGGACGCGCUAAAAGUUAAAAGAGACGAUCCGUUAAAGGAUCGCAUGAAAUAUUUAUGUGAAUCAGUGUCUCAACCGGAUUACGUGGACGCGUUGCAGAAUUUCACGUCGCCUCUCAAUGGUAACCAAACCUUAGGCUCUUUGGUUGCCGAAAGCUGCAGAAUAAUGGAUUCAGCUAAAAGGCCGCUGUGGCUCAUGUGGAAGAACCCUGAUCCUCUUGGCAACUUGAUUCAACCUCUAUACUCUAUUAUCUUCAAAAACGGCGACGAUCUUAGACAAGACAUGCUUACGUUGCAAGUCAUCAGAAUUAUGGACAGCAUUUGGCUUAACGAAGGGCUCGACCUUCGGAUGAUGCCAUACGCGUGUUUGUCAACAGGAAAAGAUGUUGGAAUGAUUGAAGUUGUAAGGCAAGCCAAAACAGUUUACGGAAUACAACGCCAAGGUGGAAAGUUAGCAGCUAUCCAAGUCGAUUCUACGCAACUACACAAGUGGAUCAAAGAAAAAAAUAAAGGAUCUAAAUACGAGCAGGCAAUUGAAACGUUUACCCAUUCUUGUGCCGGCUAUUGUGUUGCCACUUUUAUACUCGGUAUUGGUGACCGUAAUCCUGAUAAUAUUAUGGUCAACGAAGACGGCAGCAUCUUUCACAUUGAUUUCGGUCAUUUUUUGGGUCAUUUCAAGAAAAAAUUUGGUAUUAAUCGAGAGCGAGUGCCAUUCGUAUUAACGGAAGACUUCCUUUAUGUCAUAUCGAAGGGAGUUGAGAAUCCUACAAAAAGUUCAGACUUCCAAAAAUUCCAAGAGCUUUGUGGAAGAGCGUAUCUCGCCUUGCGACGGCACGCUAAUCUCCUCAUCACGUUAUUUAUUAUGAUGUUGCCCACAGGAAUUCCCGAGUUACAAUCUGUAGAUGAUAUUGGCUACCUACGCAAAACAUUGGCUGUCGAAAAGACCGAAGAAGAAGCCUUAGAAUACUUUCAAAAUCAGCUGUUUGAAGCAUACGGAGGGGCUUGGACCACCAAGCUAGAUUGGUUUUUUCACAGUGUUAAACAUAUGUAAGGCAUUUUAUCGGAUCUGAAACUCGAAUUUUUGUAUGACAGUUGAUAUUUGGUUUGACGCGUUAUCGGCAAUAGCGCAUGUGAUUUGCUUAAAUUAUGAUUACAGUUGUACAGAGUGCAAAACGCUCUUUUCGCGAUUGGUUCGCCUACCAGCCACAUUGGUUGUGUGUAACAUUACCAGUUUCCUUAUCUGCCUUUUGAAACACUUUCCUCGCCAUUAACUAGGCGCUUUUUUUGAAAAAAUAAAUUCAUUUUGUUUUGCUGA
Molecule: messenger RNA, 3682 nt
Organism: Daphnia carinata
Lineage: Eukaryota; Metazoa; Arthropoda; Branchiopoda; Diplostraca; Daphniidae
Product: phosphatidylinositol 4,5-bisphosphate 3-kinase catalytic subunit alpha isoform-like
Exons: 15
Coding region: 272-3418 (1048 amino acids)
Biological process (GO): phosphatidylinositol-3-phosphate biosynthetic process; phosphatidylinositol 3-kinase/protein kinase B signal transduction; phosphatidylinositol-mediated signaling
Cellular component (GO): cytoplasm; plasma membrane; phosphatidylinositol 3-kinase complex
Molecular function (GO): 1-phosphatidylinositol-3-kinase activity; 1-phosphatidylinositol-4-phosphate 3-kinase activity
Source: RefSeq, a predicted model, not a curated record